Molecule: messenger RNA, 1851 nt
Organism: Diprion similis
Lineage: Eukaryota; Metazoa; Arthropoda; Insecta; Hymenoptera; Diprionidae
Gene: AQP
Product: aquaporin-11
Exons: 5
Coding region: 273-1064 (263 amino acids)
Cellular component (GO): cytoplasm
Molecular function (GO): channel activity
Source: RefSeq, a predicted model, not a curated record
UAUUUGCUAGUUUUAAAUAGUGUUCAAGCGCUGCUCUAUUCGAAGCGGUCCAAAGAACUUGUUAGAUAUGUUAUUCGAUAAAUUCGGCGACACAGUUUUCUGCGAUAGUAUUGAAACCGAGCUGCGUGGUCCGAUGUGCUAAGGAUACUAAUUACAGUUGAAAUUCAGCGAUACAGCGAGUGGCGAUUACUAGCCGACAAAAUACAUUUUUACGAACCUUCGCUCGUCGUUUGAAUAAACAUACAACAGCUGAUCUCGUUCUGCGUUAAAAAAUGGAAGUCACAUUACUAGCGUUGGCGAUAUCAACCCUUUACAUCGUUGUUACAAGCCUGAUAGCAUAUUGGGCGAGAAGGUACGUCGAAUACUACGUGAAAGAACCCCUGGUCAAGUCUUUGUUUCUGGAAGGAAUUGCGACGGCUGAACUUUGCGGAGCGUGCUUCGAACUUAUUAUCGUGGCCGACAACUGGGGGGUGUCAGUGUACGCGAUUUACCUGUUCCUUCUGACGAUCUGGUGGUCGAUGAACUGGGGCGACGCAUCAGCUUGCCCUUAUAUUCACAUCGAGGAAGUCAUCGAGGGAAAGAAAAGUUUGCGAGUUGCUUUCCUCCUGAUAUGGGCUGAGCUUGUUGGUGGAUUGGCCGUAUUCAGAUACAUUCAGCUGCUCUGGGCCCUGGAAAUAGUACCGACACACAAGGAUAAGGCUUUCGAGGAUUGCACAACGGAUUUGCAGGUACCCGUAAUUUAUGGGGCGUUUGUUGAGUGCGUUGCAACGUGCAUUUACCGCGUAGUUUCCCGCGGCCUGGGAGAACUGAAUCCAAGGUUUAGCACCAUCAUCGAUUCCUUCAUCGGGACUUCGCUGGUUGUUGCCGCCUUCAAUUACUCUGGAGGCUACUUCAAUCCGGCUCUCGCAACCUCGUUGAAAUACGGCUGUUUGGGCACAUCCUUCAUGGAACAUGUGAUCGUUUACUGGGUCGGAGCAUGUGCUGGGUCUGUUGCUUCCAUCGCUGUCUACAAGCUGUCAGUAAUUCAGAGUAUCGUUCAGCAGCAAAAAGAGAAAAUGUUGUGAUAUCUAGAAAAUUUUGGAGUAACUUUUAAUUUUCACCUAUAUUCAAUGAAAUAGAAAAUUUUUCGAUACAUUUUUUUUCUUUAGAAUUCGAUGAAGCUCGACAGUUAGAAUAAUUUACAAGGCUCUUAUUUGGAAAGUGUGAGACAAUUCGGAGAAAUUCGCAAGAAAAUCUUGUCUCCUCUUGUAAAAAAAAAAAAAAAAAAAAAAAAAAACACAGCGAGAAUAUUUUAAAUAUUAAUUAGGUGAUCUGGCUAAAAACGUCAAAAAUCGAAGUUACAUAAAAUUGUGUACGUACUGUUGCCGACGCUUAGGCGCUUCUAGUAGCCAGCCAAUAAUUCAAGAGCAAGCGUGAUAUCUGUUUUACUAGCCUAAGGUAACACGUAUCUAGCACAAUCUUUUGGGUAUAAAUAAUUUAUCGAUAUUAGUUAUGUUAGUUUUGACGAUUAUAGCUACUACUAAAUAAUACUCAAUUAUGAAAUAUAGAUAUUAACUGCAUAUUUGCAAGAACUUUAGGAGUUAUCUUUCGAAAGGUAUUCUAUCUAUAGUUUCGCAGCUUCUUAUAUGUACUGACAAUGAGUGACAGUCCAUUACGAGUGCCUUGCAUCCGAAGUGUAUUAUGAUUUAUGAUUCAAAAAUAUGACGGGUAUCCGUCUUUCAGACGCGAUUGAUAUGAAUAGGUUACAGAACGAACACUUAAUAAAACUUACCGACAGUUACUAAUAAGUUUUGUAUAGGCAUUCAACUACUUUCAUGGUUGCAUCAGUUCAAUAAAUGCUUUAUACCAUUA